UUCUCUGACUACGAACACAGCAGAUAUGGGUCAAGGCGAAGAAGUGAAGACCAGAGCCGAACCAAAAGUCGACAUUCUGGAAAGAGGGGAAAUAUUCUUCUUUUACAGGCCAAAGGUGGACAAAGAAGAAGCUCACAAUGCCGGUGUAAAAAGAUUGUACGUCGUUCUUCGGCCGGAAUCCGGCGAGAGGGCGGUGGAAGAGAAACAAUCUCCAGAUUCUGGUAAAGAAGGAUCCAAGAAAGAAGCUGGUGAAGGUGCGUGUGGUUCGAGUCAGAAGAGCAGCGAAGGUGGCCAUGGCAGCCAGGAAGUGAAUAUAGAGAAGGAACCUUUGUUGAGGUUCAUAGUGAUGGGUAGAAAAAGCCUUCCAGAUCCGGGCAAGAAGAGCAGACCUUACUGGGGAUUUGUGGAGAUGGUGACUACGAGGAUAGAUGAUGUGAAAACCGCUCUUAAAGGAGAGGAAUAUGAUACUGCAACAAAAGAGCACCGACAUAAACCUCCAGCAAGAGCAUUGGGUGAAGGAGUAUAUAGAAUUAUAAGGCAUAAUUCAGGCAAAAAGGUGCAUACCCAUUUAAUCUACAAGCUUGAAUUCCCACCUGAAGGUUCCAAAAAUGAACCCCAAGAGUCACUUAAUGUGGAAAGGGAAGGUUCUUUUCUUAUACAGAUAAAGAACCCAGAUCAAUAAGGUAAAUCCCAGUUCAGGGGACUUCAAAACAAACGCAGAGCUAUCUUCCCUGCACAUCUUCAAGGCCAGUUUGGACAGUUAAGGUACUGGUUGGCAGACCCGCCAGACUUUCUGAACUAUAAAGGUUGUGAAUUCUUACUCAUAUCCGCUUCUGAUGACAUUGAAGAGGAGUUAGGGUUAGAACUCAUGCCAGAAGGGGAACCAGAACCAACUUGUUCAGAUUUGCUGAAGACAUUUGGAGAAACUGCAGCUACUAGUCCCCUUCUAAAGGGUACAUGGGUUUGAGCCAAAUCUUCUCACUUUUGAAGUUUG
Telopea speciosissima is the source of this 994-nucleotide messenger RNA. RefSeq lists its product as uncharacterized. Lineage: Eukaryota; Viridiplantae; Streptophyta; Magnoliopsida; Proteales; Proteaceae. The record is from RefSeq and is a predicted model, not a curated record.